UGGUGAUAUCUCUACUCAUUAAUCUGGGAAGUCCCAUAAAAGAAGUCCGAAGGGCUGCCAUUCAGUGUCUCCAGACCCUCAGCAAAAUAGUGUCUCCGUUUCAGUUGGUAAUAGAUCAUUUGGUUUCCAAAGCAGAGGAGAUCACCUCAGAUGCCACCUACGUUGUUCAGGAUUUGGCUACUUUAUUUGAGGACCUGCAGAGAGAAAAGAAACUAAAAUCUUUUCAGAAGUUGUCUGAAACUUUGAAAAACCUACUUAAUUGUGUAUAUAGUUGCCCAUCUUAUAUUGCAAAAGAUUUGAUGAAAGUACUUCAGGAAGUCAACAGUGAGAUGGUGCUUUCUCAGCUGUUGCCUAUGAUUGAGCAACUACUAGAAAAGAUUGAGAAGAAGACCCCUGCUGUCCUGAAAGAUGAGGCCGUUGUUCUGCAUCACGCUCUGGGAAAAUAUAAUGAAUAUUCAGUGUCCCUUUUACAUAAGGACCCAAAGAGUCUAGAUAUAUUUAUAAAAGCUGUGCACACAACAAAGGAACUUUACACAGGAAUGCCAACCAUUCAGAUCACAGCCCUUGAAAAGAUUACAAAACCAUUUUUCGCAGCUAUAUCAGAUGAAAAAGUUCAGCAGAAGUUUUUGCAGAUGUUGUUUGAUUUAUUGGUGAACUGUAAAAACUCACAUUGUGCUCAGACUGUGAGUAGUAUUUUUAAAGCGAUUUCUGUUAACGCGGAACAAAUCAGAAUAGAACUGGAGCCACCAGAUAAAGCUAAAUCCUUGGGCACAAUUCAGCAAACAAGAAGGCAAAAAAUGCAGCAGAAAAAAUCACAAGAUCUGGAAUCCGUUCAGGAAGUUGGAGGUUCCUACUGGCAAAGAGUAACCCUCAUCCUGGAAUUACUGCAGCACAAAAAGAAACUCAAAAGUCCUCAGAUAUUGAUGCCAACCCUUUUUAACUUGCUAUCAAGGUGUUUAGAACCUUUGCCACCAGAGCAGGGAAAUAUGGAAUACACCAAACAAUUAAUUCUUGGUUGUCUGCUCAACAUCUGCCAAAAACUCUCUCCGGAUGGUGGCAGAAUACCCAAAGAUGUUGUAGAUGAGGAGAAGUUCAACGUGGAGUUAAUAGUUCAGUGCAUCCGCCUUUCAGAGAUGCCUCAAACCCAUCACCAUGCCCUUUUGCUUUUGGGCACCAUUGCUGGAAUAUUUCCGGAUAAAGUUUUACACAAUAUCAUGUCUAUUUUUACAUUUAUGGGAGCCAAUGUCAUGCGCCUUGACGAUGCUUAUAGUUUUCAAGUUAUUAACAAGACAGUGAAAAUGGUUAUUCCGGCACUUAUUCAGUCUGAUAGCGGAGACUCCAGAGAAGUCACAAGAAACAUUGAAGAAAUUGUGGUGAAAAUCAUUAAUGUGUUUGUGGAUGCACUGCCACAUGUUCCAGAGCACAGGCGCCUGCCCAUCCUUGUUCAACUCAUUGAUACACUAGGUGCAGAAAAAUUCCUCUGGGUUCUCCUCGUCCUGCUCUUUGAACAGUAUGUCACAAAAACAGUGCUGGUGGCUGCCUAUGGAGAAAAGGAUGCUAUUUUAGAGGCAGACACUGAAUUUUGGAUUUCAGUCUGUUGUGAAUUUAGUGUCCAGCAUCAGAUACAAAGCUUGAUGAAUAUCCUCCAGUACUUAAUAAAGCUGCCAGAGGAAAAAGAAGAAACCAUUCCCAAAGCAGUAUCUAAUAAGAGUGAGUCACAAGAAGAAAUGCUACAGAUUUUUAACGUAGACACUCACACUAGCAAGCAACUGCGGCAUUUUAAAUUUUUGUCAGUGUCCUUUAUGUCUCAGCUCCUGGCUUCUAAUAGUUUUCUCAAAAAGGUACUUGAAAGUGGUGGUCCUCAGAUUUUAAAGGGCCUUGAAGAGAGGUUGCUAGAAACUGUUCUUGGAUAUAUUAACACUAUAGCACAGUCCGUGGAAAAAAACGCAGACAAACUAACUGUGAAGUUUUGGCGAGCACUCCUUAGUAAAGCUUACGACAUGUUAGAUAAGGUCAAUGCCUUGCUGCCCAUAGAAACAUUCAUUUCUGUGAUUAGAGGACUGGUGGGCAAUCCCCUACCAUCCGUUCGCCGGAAAGCGUUGGAUCUUUUGAAUAACAAGCUCCAGCAGAACACAUCCUGGAAGAAGAAAAUAAUUCACCGUUUCCUGAAACUGGUUCCAGACCUUGUGGCCAUUGUGCAGCGUAAGAAAAAGGAGGGGGAAGAAGAACAAGCAAUAAACAGACAGACAGCUUUAUAUACUCUCAAACUUUUAUGCAAGAAUUUUGGUGCAGAAAAUCCAGAGCCUUUUGUCCCAGUGUUGGACACUGCAGUGAAACUGAUUGCUCCAGAAAGGAAGGAGGAGAAGAAUGUCUUGGGAAGUGCCCUGCUUUGCAUAGCAGAGGUGGCCUCCACCCUGGAAGCGCUGGCCAUCCCCCAGCUUCCCAGCCUGAUGCCUUCGUUACUGACAACAAUGAAGAACACUGGCGACCUGGUCUCUAGCGAGGUCUACCUGCUCAGUGCCUUGGCCGCCCUGCAGAAGGUUGUCGAGACUCUCCCACACUUUAUCAGCCCCUACCUGGAAGGUGUUCUGUCCCAGGUGAUUCAUCUGGAGAAAAUUACUAGUGAGAUGGGUCCCGCCUCACAGGCUAAUAUUCGUCUCACGUCUCUUAAAAAGACAUUGGCUACCACACUCGUACCCCGAGUCUUACUGCCAGCCAUCAACAAAACUUACAAGCAGAUUAAGAAGAACUGGAAGAAUCACAUGGGUCCCUUUAUGAGCAUCUUGCAAGAGCACAUUGGGGUGAUGAAGAAGGAAGAGCUCACCUCCCACCAGGCUCAACUAACCACGUUUUUCUUGGAGGCCCUGGACUUCCGAGCACAGCACUCUGAGAAUGAUCUGGAGGAAACUGGAAAAACAGAAAGUUGUAUCAUUGACUGUCUAGUCGCCAUGGUAGUAAAGCUUUCUGAGGUCACAUUCAGACCCUUGUUCUUCAAGCUGUUUGAUUGGGCUAAAACAGAAGAUGCCCCAAAGGACAGACUGUUGACAUUCUACAACUUGGCAGAUCGCAUUGCUGAAAAACUGAAAGGGCUUUUUACUCUGUUUGCUGGCCACUUGGUGAAGCCUUUUGCUGACACCUUGAACCAGUUGAACAUCUCCAAAACAGAUGAAGCAUUUUUUGACUCUGAAAAUGACCCUGAAAAGUGCUGCUUGCUGUUGCAGUUUAUUUUGAACUGUUUAUAUAAAAUCUUCCUUUUUGAUACCCAGCAUUUUGUAAGUAAGGAGAGAGCAGAAGCCUUGAUGAUGCCUCUGGUGGAUCAGCUGGAAAACAGGCUUGGAGGAGAAGAGAAGUUCCAGGAACGGGUGACGAAGCACCUGAUUCCGUGCAUCGCACAGUUUUCAGUGGCCAUGGCAGAUGACUCUCUCUGGAAACCGCUCAACUACCAGAUUCUGCUAAAGAUGAGGGACUCCUCACCUAAGGUUCGAUUUGCUGCUUUGAUUACUGUAUUAGCACUGGCUGAAAAACUAAAGGAGAAUUAUAUUGUCUUGCUACCAGAAUCUAUUCCUUUCUUAGCAGAAUUGAUGGAAGAUGAAUGUGAAGAAGUAGAACAUCCAUCCCUAGAAACUAUUUAGUCACUGGAAGCUAUACUGGGGGAGCCACUCCAGAGCUACUUCUGAAACUUUUUGAUCUUUUGUACUCUGCCAGAGUUCAGAUUUAUUUUUCAUAUUUUUACUUUUGGGUGUUUGGUGCCAUGUUACUUUUGGUGCCUUAUCGCCUACUUGGACUACUUAUACAUAUUUUAUCACUUUACAAAAUUCCCACCUGGUUUGUGCUACCACAUAAGCCUCUCCUGCCAGUUGUAUAGUUGCAAAAACAGUAAAUGAUACAUGGUGUUUUUAUACAGA
Propithecus coquereli (Coquerel's sifaka) is the source of this 3905-nucleotide messenger RNA. It is a transcript of the gene HEATR1, whose product is annotated as HEAT repeat containing 1. Gene Ontology annotation, cellular component: t-UTP complex; 90S preribosome; small-subunit processome. Gene Ontology annotation, biological process: positive regulation of transcription by RNA polymerase I; maturation of SSU-rRNA from tricistronic rRNA transcript (SSU-rRNA, 5.8S rRNA, LSU-rRNA). The coding region runs from base 300 to 3632 and encodes 1110 amino acids. The transcript is spliced from 25 exons. The record is from RefSeq and is a predicted model, not a curated record. Gene Ontology annotation, molecular function: snoRNA binding. NCBI's taxonomy places the organism in Eukaryota, Metazoa, Chordata, Mammalia, Primates, Indriidae.